GUUAUCGGAAGCUGAUACUUCCCUUCUUCCAGCUUUGAGGGAUUGUCGUUUGCUUCAAGCAUCAACAGGGUUAAUGACUAUAAAGCUGUCAGUGAAGGUAAACGUAGUGUGACCAGUUUUUUUCACAAAUCAAGAUGUACUAUCCACAAACAAAAGGCCAACGGCCGGAUACUAUAGGCGAUGUGACAGCACUGCAUGAAGUGUUAGAGAGCACCACGCCAAUUGUUACUACUCAGAUUACCACCUCCAUGAAAUCUAUUACACUUGGUGAAAAUGGAUCUUCAGACGAAUCGAGUCAGACAAUAUUUAUAGUCUUGGGAUUGCUCUUGGGAAUUCUAGUGCUGGUAUGCUGUGUUCUUGCCUGCAUCCUUGCCAAACUUAGGAGGAAAGAUUUUUGCACGGUGCAAGGAAGAAAUCAGGAGACAUGCGACGACGAGUGCGCACGAGAAGAAAUGGAUCUCGGACAAUCACCAAAGAAUUCAGUAGCAUCAGUGAAACACAUGAAUUCUCGGUCUUCGGAUCAAUUGCUCAAGAACUAACCAAACGCAAUUGAUGCUUCACACUUUGAGGAUGAUUUAAUACGUUAGAGAUUACGAUUGAGCUAAGAGUUGGAAU
Diprion similis is the source of this 615-nucleotide messenger RNA. RefSeq lists its product as uncharacterized. The record is from RefSeq and is a predicted model, not a curated record. NCBI's taxonomy places the organism in Eukaryota, Metazoa, Arthropoda, Insecta, Hymenoptera, Diprionidae. The transcript has 2 exons. The coding region runs from base 135 to 539 and encodes 134 amino acids.